Symbiodinium natans is the source of this 996-nucleotide messenger RNA. NCBI's taxonomy places the organism in Eukaryota, Dinophyceae, Suessiales, Symbiodiniaceae. The record is from the annotation of a GenBank genome assembly.
AUGGCGGAGCCAGUCCAGAUCAUGCUUCCCUCGGAGGUGCAAUCUCCAGCGACAGGGGACGACUUCUUGCCGGCCGACAUCCCGGCUGUGCAUCGCACGAGAUCGGCGGGCUCCGUCACCAGCUCUUGGGGGGUGAGUUCGGUCGCCUCAGCUGAGAGAUGCUGGGAGCUCUCUCGGAAGGCCGAAGAGAGUUUGUGGAAGUUCAACUACGAGGACAUCCAGAUCGAGAAGGAGCUGAGCCAGACCUUGAAGAGCAUCGUUCACCUCGGUCGCUGGAACGGCACGCGCGUGGUGAUGAAGACGCUUCUCACUACUGGUGCAGCGAUGGGCGCGGGGGAGGACAAGUCUGCGACGCAGGUUGCCCUCACGGAUGAGCUCCUGCAUGAAGUGGAGACCCUGUCGCAAAUCCGGCACCCAGACCUGGUUCUGUUCCUUGGAGCCUGCUUGGACAUGAGCCGGCCCCUUGCGUGCAUCAUGGAGUACAUGCCAGGCGGUGAUUUGGAGAAUUUCUACCUUGCCAAGCGGAAGAAGCACCAGGUGCCCGACUGGCACCCCAACGUGAGCCGGGUGGCUCAGUGGGCCUGCUCCGUGGCGCGAGCCCUGAGCUUUCUUCACGACCGGGCGGUGCCGCUGGUGCAUCGCGAUUUAAAGCCCCUGAACCUCCUGUUGAGCAAGCACCUGGAUGUCAAGGUGGCCGAUCUCGGCAUAAGCCGGGUCCUGGAAGUCGCCAGUGCCGAGAGCUACCGCAUGACCGGGGCCAUCGGCACGCUGCAUUACAUGGCCCCUGAGGUCGCGCGCCACCAGAAGUACAACGCGAAGGUUGACAUUUAUGCUUUCGCCCUCAUCAUCUACUUCUUGAGCUCCGGGCGACAGCCAUUUCAUCACCUCACCAGAGAUCCCGAACAAAUUUUGAAGGAGUAUGCCAAGGGGAACGAGCCCCGGCCACGCGUCGCAGACUGCCAGCCCCCGCUGCGUCAACUCAUCCAGGCGGCCUAA